This is a messenger RNA of Colias croceus (clouded yellow), 3153 nucleotides long. Its product is annotated as fanconi-associated nuclease 1-like. The record is from RefSeq and is a predicted model, not a curated record. Gene Ontology annotation, cellular component: nucleus. Gene Ontology annotation, molecular function: flap-structured DNA binding; 5'-flap endonuclease activity; 5'-3' exonuclease activity. The transcript is spliced from 11 exons. Lineage: Eukaryota; Metazoa; Arthropoda; Insecta; Lepidoptera; Pieridae. Bases 262 to 2721 code for a protein of 819 amino acids. Gene Ontology annotation, biological process: interstrand cross-link repair.
UACAUCAAUACAUAAUUAUAUAUAUUUUUAUGUAAUAAAAAUGCAUUUACAAUCCACAUAAAAUCAAAGAGAACUUUUAUAUGCAAGUUAUUGCUGUAUGUUUACCAUGUGAAGUGUGAUAAGGAUUGUUAAACUAGUACGAACAGGAUUAAUUAUUGCUCUGUAGAUUUCAUUCAUUAAAGUGGUACAUACAAGUGCACUGCAGAUUAUAAUAAAAAUAAUUGUGUUAUCGUGUGUGUAAAUCUUCGGUAAGGUAUUAUAAUGAGCCGGCAAUUAACAUUGGACAGUUUCUAUAAAAGUAGAGUUUCUAAAACUUUAAAAUUUGAGAUGGAUUCUGGGACUAAAAAGCGGAUAAUUGAAAGUCCAGCAAUAGUAUCGCCGAGCAAAACACCAAAAAUAAAACAAGAAAAUGAAACUGAAAAUGUAGUUAACUUGGUAAGCGAUGAUGAGGAUGAACUUUUUAAUUCGUUGAUUGCGGAAAAUGAGAAUACAAUUGACGAGCUGUGCUCCGAUUCUUCUAAUGUGACUGUUAUUUAUACUCCACCUGACACUAAAUCUUCACCAGUCACUCCAAAAAGUACACCUAAAUCUGCGAGAAAGUACUUUUCACCAAAUAAAAAACGUAACAUGUAUGUGAAAACACCAUCAAAAGCUAAGAGGAAUCUUAAUGAAGAAUUAAAUAGAAAUACUAAUGACCAAGAUAAGAUUAUGGAAUUUGAGCAACUCUGUACUACAUUGGAUGAUAAAACAAUUUUUAUGCUUCAAAUAAUUUACCAGUAUUUGAAUGAUGCAGCCUUAAAACCUCUGUUGGAUCCUACUUCACAGGAUUUAUUAGCAAAAUGUUUGAAGUUAGUGAAGCCAGGGUUGCAGUUGGUGUGUAGGCUUUAUUGGCGAAAAGAGGGCUGGUACAGGGUCAAUACAUUACAGAACAUUGUAUCUUCUGAAACAAUCAAUGAUAUGGCGUUUAAAGAGAUGUUAAAUUUCUUAGUGGAAAACAGACUAUUGGUAGCUAUUGGAAAUCUAGCUGAAAAAGAAGACCUGCAACUAAAUGACUACAUUGAUAUGCUGAAAGUAAAUGAGGUCAAAGCAAUUUGUAAGGAUUUUAAAUUGAAAUUUACAAAUAAAGAAGAUGCUAAACACUCCUUGGAAGAAUUGAGUCGACAAUGCAGCAUUGGUAGCUUUAUGGGGCUUUCCAAGAGUAACAAUAGAAAAAGAGUUCUGAAUAUGAUUAGUACAAAAUUGGGUCCCUGUUAUGAACUUAGUGAUCAAUGUCGCAGAACGUUAAAUGAGUUAUACAUUCUUAUGUAUUUAGGGAUGGAUUACAGUAUAUUAAGAGAGAAGAAACUAGAAUUGGUGAUUCUUUAUGACAAAAUAAGUAGAGAACCUUAUCCGAUUGACAAGGGCAUGGGCAUAGAUAAUGCAAGUGUAGUUUUCAAGAAUAGACAAGAGUUUCAGAGGUACAUAAAAGCUGGUACAAUAUACGAACAGUUUUUGGACAGCACAGAUUCACGAGAAAAAUGCAAAAUAGUGGAAAAAGUAUAUAACCUAUACUUGUAUAUAAAUAAAGCAGACAUGACAAGUUACAAGUCGCUGCCCACUUGGUUGAGAAGAUUCACACCUGUAUAUUUCUAUAUCAAAAUAUUGCAUAGUGGUAUUGUAGAUUUAAAGAAAUUAUCCAAUCAAUCGGAGGGCUAUAGUCAACUAGCAUUGGAUAUCUUGACGGAAUUAAUACAGCAGGAUGCUUUUAGAGUACAUAAGAAAGCAGAAUGGUAUGCAGAGAAAGCACUCAUAUAUGAGAACUUGUUGAAAUGUCCUGAUAAAGCAGCGGAAGUACUGAUAGAAGGUUUUAAUUUAGACAUUUCUGAAGAGGAAAUGGAUUGCAUGCGCCCGCGAGCACUCAAGCUCGUAAACAGACGGACAAAUAAACUGUGCGAGAAAUUAGCGUCCAUUCUGUCGAAAUAUGCACAAAAAGAAAGCAUUUUAGAAAAGAAUAUUAAAUCCAGGCACAUAAACAAGCAACCUAUGGAGAGUUAUGGUCGCGGAAAAUUAAAAUUUGAAGUGUGGUCAAGUGAUGGAUCCCUUACAGUAUUGGAGGCUGAGGAAUAUUGUAAAUAUUAUUACAUACAUUCGGGACAGUACACACACGGUGGUCACUGGGAAGGCAGAAUAAUAACGACUCUAUUCUUUCUUCUGUUCUGGGAUAUAAUAUAUGCGAAUUUACGCGGCUUGCGAGGUAUAUUCCUAACCCACUAUCAGAGGUACCCGCUAGAUAUGUUCGACGAUUUCUAUGAGAAUAGAAAGUGUUUAAUAGAAGAAAGACUCAAGGAGAUAGAGAAUUUAAGUGAAGAGGAGGUUAUUGAAAGCAUGAAGCGAAUUUGGGACGCACGGCCGGAGGGGGAACUAUCGGGUAUAGUUCGCUCCAUAACCUGGGAGGGCGUGUGCGGGGUGGCGGGUUGUUUGCGCGGGCGCGGGCUGGCGGCGCUGUGCGGCCGGCUCGCCCGCCGGUACAGGUACUCGCAGAGCGGCUUCCCCGACCUUACGCUGUGGAAUGAGGCUACACGAGAGAUAAUAUUCGUCGAAGUGAAAACAGACUCGGACAAACCGUCGAUGAAGCAGUUACAAUGGAUGAGUUUUCUUCGCGAAAACGGCAUUAAUACUGAAAUAUGCUAUGUGGGAGUCAACACUACGAGGUGUAAGGCGAGGAAUAGAGAAGAUUUAUAAAUUUAAUUUUUUGAGAAUGUUUUUUUUAAUUCAAAAAGAUUGAAUUGUUUGUUUGUGUUUAAGAAAUAAUACUAAGAUAUAUUAAGUCAGGAACUGGGCCAAACUGACAGAGACUCUUUUUAUUAGAUUGAAUAUAAAAUAAUAUUUUGAUAUAAAAAUCGCAUUUAUAUUUUAUCUAUUAAUUAAGGUCUUGAUUUCUGUAAAUAUCGAUCUCGAUAAAGUUAAAAAAGGAAAAAUAAUGCAAUUAUUUUAUAAUUUUAAAUAUUAUAGUGUGAAACGAAAUGCAAUAACACGCACAUAUAUUUUGUCAAUUAUUUUUUGGAAUGUUAAUCUUCCUUAGGAUAAGUACAUAUUUUUUUAUAACUAGAUUAAGUAUAAAUGGGAAUGUUGAUUUAUUAUUUGUAAGAUAUGUCUGUGAUAUAUGUUGUAUUA